AUGACAAAUUACGAGAAUCCAACCACUAUUUUGAUUUUAGAAUAUUUUUCUGUCGUGAUUGAACUAUCGGAAUUGUUGUAUCAAAAAUUUAGGAGGAAGUAUUUACCAUUCAGUUUACAAUUUAAAGUGUGUGGAGAGAUUCUUGGUGGUGAUGAGCGUGUAACUACUCAAAUGAAUGAUUUAAUUGUCGAUGCAAAGAAUGAAAAGAUAUAUUUAGUUGGAGUAUCACCUUUUAUUCAUGUAUUCGAUUAUCAAACCAAACAUUUUAUGUAUGGUAUAUCAAUCUCUAAAAAUGUAAUUCUGAGAGCUUUGGCUUUGGAUCAAAAUGAAAAUUCACUGAUCUCAAGUGCAGACUUUUUGGUAAAAUAUGAUUUGAUCCAUAAGGAAAUCUUAUGGACAUUAAUAGAUCCGCGUAUUUCUCUUACAUGUUGCAUGGCUAUUAAUAAGCAUGAUGGCACAAUAUAUGUUACAUGUUUUAGAUCUGGAAUUGCUGUCGUUUCAGAAGAGUGUUAA
Naegleria fowleri is the source of this 513-nucleotide messenger RNA. RefSeq lists its product as uncharacterized. Lineage: Eukaryota; Heterolobosea; Eutetramitea; Acrasida; Naegleriidae. The transcript has a single exon. The record is from RefSeq and is a predicted model, not a curated record. The coding region runs from base 1 to 513 and encodes 170 amino acids.